UUGACCCGGCAGCCGGCACGGGCGAGGUCAGAGAGAGCGAGCUGUUGGCCGGGUCGUCCCUGCGCUCGCCAGCGCUGCUGUCAUGCCGUGCCGAGACACGGUGGCAGGCGGCUUCCCAACGACGCUGGGCAUCCGCAGCCAGCGCGUGCAGCAGCAGACCAGUCCAACCAGGCGGGCUCGUAUAAAGAGGUUCCCCUGUUCCCCAACUUUGGCUGCCGCUCUCCCAUUUGUCUCGUCUCGCUCUCACGCUCGCGUCACCGGAGCUCUCCAGAAGCGAGCCCCAACUGCCCAAGGGCGAGCGAUCCGAUCCCCUUCGCAGCCUCGUCAACGACGCCGAGAACACUUUGAGGAAUGGCUGAAGAGGAUGUCCAGCCCCUUGUGUGUGACAAUGGCACUGGAAUGGUCAAGGCAGGUUUUGCUGGUGACGACGCACCAAGAGCUGUCUUUCCUAGCAUUGUAGGCAGGCCACGCCACACUGGUGUGAUGGUGGGCAUGGGCCAAAAGGAUGCAUAUGUGGGCGAUGAAGCUCAGUCCAAAAGAGGUAUUCUGACACUGAAGUACCCAAUCGAGCAUGGUAUUGUUGGCAACUGGGAUGACAUGGAGAAGAUCUGGCACCACACCUUCUACAAUGAGCUUCGUGUGGCACCUGAGGAGCACCCUAUACUGCUGACCGAGGCUCCUCUGAACCCCAAGGCAAACAGGGAGAAGAUGACCCAGAUCAUGUUCGAGACGUUCAACUGCCCAGCAAUGUAUGUGGCCAUCCAGGCCGUUCUUUCCCUGUACGCCAGUGGUCGAACAACUGGUAUUGUGCUCGACUCUGGUGAUGGUGUGAGUCACACUGUCCCCAUCUACGAAGGGUACACGCUUCCUCAUGCUAUUCUUCGAUUGGACCUUGCUGGUCGUGACCUUACCGACAACCUGAUGAAGAUCCUUACUGAGAGGGGUUACUCCUUCACCACGACCGCCGAGCGAGAAAUUGUCAGGGACAUCAAGGAAAAACUUGCCUACGUUGCCCUUGAUUAUGACCAGGAGCUGGAGACUGCCAGGACCAGCUCCACCGUUGAGAAGAGCUACGAGCUGCCCGAUGGACAGGUUAUCACAAUCGGUGCAGAAAGGUUUAGAUGCCCUGAGGUGCUAUUCCAGCCAUCCUUCAUUGGCAUGGAAUCUCCUGGCAUCCAUGAAGCCACGUACAACUCCAUCAUGAAAUGUGACGUCGAUAUCAGAAAGGAUUUGUACGGUAAUGUUGUCCUCAGUGGUGGCUCCACUAUGUUCCCUGGUAUUGGUGACCGCAUGAGCAAGGAGAUCACUGCACUUGCCCCCAGCAGCAUGAAGGUGAAGGUGGUUGCUCCCCCAGAGAGGAAGUACAGUGUUUGGAUUGGUGGCUCCAUUCUAGCCUCCCUCAGUACCUUCCAGCAGAUGUGGAUCUCCAAGGCAGAGUAUGAUGAAUCUGGUCCGGGCAUCGUCCACAUGAAGUGCUUCUGAAUUUCUGGAGCAGUUUAUCUGUUACUUGUAUUUUCAGUUAAUUGGGAUGCAAGAUUGUCCCAUGGUUUCUCUAGCAUUCUUGGUUCUUUCUGGAUCAUUGAAGGGCUGUUGACCAUGGAGUAUUGUGAAAGGUGGUAAAGUCGAUCGAUGUUCUACAUGAAGAAACAUGUGCAUUACUUCAGCAGUAUAGAUCGUCAGGUCAGUUUAGUUUUUUUUCCCCCAACAGCACCAUAUCAGGGCGUUCCUGAUGUGUGCAGUUGAUCUGGGUUUUUACACGACGCAAGGGUGUCGGCUGUCGCCCAUGCAGUUUGAGUCUUUGAGAGCUUUUGGUUUCUGCACUUCAGUACAUGGAACAGAGUUCGCAUUUGGUGGCCAGCACCCCAGCGUGGCAUGGGUGUUUGAUGAUUUGUACUCGGAGCUGUUUGUUUUAUUCCUUUUCAUGAAACAGGUGUUAUUGUUUGUAUAGGGAUAAAUUGUUUAUCCUUCAAAUGUCUUAGAUACUGUUGGAUCAAACUUCAUUUAUAAUCAUAUAAUGCCUUGGAUUUACUUCGAGUA
Sorghum bicolor (sorghum) is the source of this 2037-nucleotide messenger RNA. Its product is annotated as actin-7. The transcript is spliced from 5 exons. Bases 352 to 1482 code for a protein of 376 amino acids. NCBI's taxonomy places the organism in Eukaryota, Viridiplantae, Streptophyta, Magnoliopsida, Poales, Poaceae. The record is from RefSeq and is a predicted model, not a curated record.